This is a messenger RNA of Cadophora gregata, 829 nucleotides long. RefSeq lists its product as uncharacterized. Lineage: Eukaryota; Fungi; Ascomycota; Leotiomycetes; Helotiales; Ploettnerulaceae. The transcript has a single exon. The record is from RefSeq and is a predicted model, not a curated record. Bases 206 to 829 code for a protein of 207 amino acids.
CACCGUUCUCUCAUGUCUUCAUUUAGAUGGCAUGCUUCUUCUUCCGUUCUUUAUGACAGGUCUUCACGCCCGAUAGCGAUAUUGUUUUAUCACUUCUAUCUGUUGAUAUAAUCGAGGCGAAGAUAUUACAGUAGAAGAUACACAUCUCCAACAUACUUCCGACACAAGACGGAUCCAAGCCAAAUUCUGCCACCUAUCACCCACAAUGUCGUCCCUCGACUCCUUCAUCAGCAACAUAACCUCUUACAUCACCUCAGUAGCCGCGGACCUCUCCAUCUCUGUCAAUCUCACCAAUAUCACCACUUCACCCAAUUCCGAUAUUGCUAUCAACAUCAAGCAACCAACUCCAUCAUCCUGCCCCUCAAACAGCUGUUCCUACUUCCCCUGGGGCCCCUUUAUCGUGUUCUGCCAAAUCGCCCUAUUCAUUUGCAUUUUCUGUUUCGCUGCGGGAUCUUCGCUCAGCCGUGAUGACCUCCUAACCGACCUCGACAAUACACCAGCACAUGAGCUACACGCCAAGGUAUCCGAACUGUGCGAUAUGCAUCUAGACGGCAGAGAUAGAAAGGAAAAGCCAGAACUGCAUGUUUACGUUAAGAACGAUUUUGGGAAGGGGGAGAGGAAAAUCACAAUUCUGGAGAGACUUGGCGGUGGUGAGAGGGAGCAAAGCAAGGUUGUUGAGGAGGAGUGGUGUUUGGGGAUGGAGUGGAGACCUGGAAUGGCUACGAGGCGGUUUCCGGGGCUUGGGAUCAGUGAAGAGAAGGCGAGGAGUUUGAAAGGAGAUGAGGAGGUGGGAAGGUUGUUGGCGGGGUUUUCGGAUAGGAUUAUAUGA